AUGGUCCGACUGUCCACCCUCGCCUUCGGGCUGCUGUCCCUAGGCAGCCAGGUGGUGAGCGCCGCAGGUGUGGUAAAAGUAAUGCCCUUUGGCGCUUCCAUCGUCUCUCGCUGCUGGCGCGCCAACCUCCAAACCCUCCUCAAAGGCCAACAAAUCACAAACUUCGACAUGGUCGGCGGCCAAACCAGCAAAUGCGCCGGCAACGCCAUUGACCAAAACCACGAAGGCCACCCCGGUUCCCUCGCCACAGACUUCGCCCGCACAGGAAACCUAACCGGCUGGCUCGACGCCAACCCGCCCGACGUGAUCAUCAUGCUCCUCGGCACCAACGACGUCUUACUCGGUCGCAAGCCCGUCGACGACGUGCUGCACGCCUACGACACCCUCCUCGGCCAAAUGCGCGCAAAGAACGAAAACAUGCAAAUCGUCUUCUCCAACCUCCUCCCCUUGGACCCGGCGCGCUUCCCGCAACGCGCCGUCGAUGGGAUUAAAGAGCUCAACACGGCGAUAGCGAGUUAUGCGCCGAGUAAAAGUACCAUCAAGAGCCCCGUGUGGUUUGUAGACAAUUAUGCAGAUUUCGACGCCGUGAAAGAUACAGACGAUGGCGAACAUCCGAAUUUGAGCACGGGCGUAGAGAAGAUGGCGACCAAGUUUCUGGAGGCGACAAAGAGUGCAAUUAGGGGGGCGGAGACGUUUAAGCGGAAGAGGAGUUUGAGGAGGGGGGGUGUGAGCGUGUAG
Messenger RNA from Pyrenophora tritici-repentis Pt-1C-BFP, 738 nucleotides. RefSeq names its product Lipase-GDSL-2 multi-domain protein. The record is from RefSeq and is a predicted model, not a curated record. Lineage: Eukaryota; Fungi; Ascomycota; Dothideomycetes; Pleosporales; Pleosporaceae. Gene Ontology annotation, molecular function: phosphatidylcholine lysophospholipase A1 activity.